Alligator mississippiensis (American alligator) is the source of this 6404-nucleotide messenger RNA. RefSeq names its product zinc finger MYND-type containing 15 (gene ZMYND15). The transcript has 14 exons. Gene Ontology annotation, molecular function: histone deacetylase binding. Bases 3341 to 5269 code for a protein of 642 amino acids. The record is from RefSeq and is a predicted model, not a curated record. Lineage: Eukaryota; Metazoa; Chordata; Crocodylia; Alligatoridae. Gene Ontology annotation, biological process: spermatid development; negative regulation of DNA-templated transcription.
GCCAGGGUGUCACUGCUGGGGUGGGGGUGUCCACUGGGCAUGGUGUCCCUGCUUGUCCUGGCAGCUGCUAGUGAAUCUUAGGGGGAAGGAAUUGGCGUUGGGAAUGCGCAUGCAACCCAGGCAUCUGUGGCACGCACAUGUGUACACACACACAAAUGGAACCCAGGCAUCUGGGACGCAUGCAUGCCCGCCCCCUGCUGCUCCCCGCAAUUCUGCAUGGCACUACCUGCGCCGGCCCCACCCUUUCCUGGUCCUGGUGCCACCUGGGGGGUGGGCUGUAGGGGCAAGGCCCCGGGGCUCACGCCUGGCCCAGACUAAAGGCACGGAGGGGACAGGGGGAACAGUGUCAGGGGCAGACCCAGGUCCUGACUUGAGCCCAGGAGGACACUUACCUGGGCUCUUCCGCAAGCCACGGGGGUUGGAAGUGGACCCAGGAGUAGUUGUAGGCGACUGCAGGAGAGACCCCAGAAGUAGCUGCGACCUCAGAGGGUGUAACGGGGCACCCCAAUGCAGCUGGCUCUGGGGUGGGCACUGGGUGUAACAGGGUGCCCCAGUGCGACUGGGUCUGAGGCGGGUGCUGGCACUGGGUAUAACCCUGCCCUAGCCCCUUGAACAGAAGUAUCGGAGUGCUAAGCUCCCAGCUCCCUCUGCCCUUGCCCCCACCCAGUCCUGUCCCCCACUUUCAGAGCUGGGGGAAAACACAGGAGUCUGGGUCCUCAGCUCCCCCUUUAUUUCUUAUAGGGUCUGGAGGAAAGCACCUGGGUGUUGUUCCUCAGCAGCUGCAUCAGGAGUAUCACCAGCACCACCACCAGGCCUGGCAGGUGGCUGGGGGGGCAGGGGAGCAGGGGUAAGAGUGGGGAGUGAGUGUAGUCCCCCACUCCCAGGUACCUGGGUUCUUCAAGAAGGGCCCCCAAAGGCCACAUCCAGCCCCUCUGCAGAGAGCCCAGACCCAUGCCAUCCCUCCCCCCAAGGCCAAGCAGCAGGGAUUGCCUCUGUGGUGCCCAUCGCCACCACCAGCACCAUCCUUACCAGUGACCCCCAUCACAUACCGCCAGCAUGGCUUCUGCACCGUAGUCCCAGCUGCCCCAUUCUCUGGGUCAGCUGUGCUCCCUGCAGGGGGCACAGGUGGGGCAGAAAAUCCAGGCAUCCGGAUCCCCCUGCUCCCCCCAAGCUGGGGCAGAACCCAGGCAUCCCAUCCUCACCAGGGGGGUGGGUGCCAUUUGCCUCACCAGGGGGAGAAGCCUCCUUUGCCUCAUCCUGCCCUGCUGGCUGUGCUGUGCUGCCCAGUUCUGUCCUGCCAUGUGGGGCGUGGGCGCAGCAUUUAGGCAUGCUGUAGACCCCCCCACCCUGAUCCUCUCCCCCAUGACUCAGGGAUCCCCUUCCCUACCCUGUCCCCCAAGCCCUGGGGACCCCCUUGCCCUCCCUUCUACCCCAGAAACUCCCCAUUGUGACCCUGCACCGGGCCAGGGGGCCCCCAUAACUCCACCUCCUGGGACCCCUCUUUCCCUCCCUGUGCUCCCCAGGCCUAUCCCCCCAACCCCUGGGACCCUCCCAGUCCCAUGUCCAGGGCUGUAACCCCGCGACCCCUGACCCCAGCCCUGAGAGGCCACAGAGCCCUGAGUUGCAUCAUUGCUGCUGCCGCCAUCUUGCUACUCCCAGAGCACGCUGCAACGCUGUUGGCAGGAUGUCACCGUGGCACUGGCAUGGAUCUACCAUUUGCUGUGCUGGGGGGGGCAGGGUCUGCCUCCUGCAGUCCCCCUACAUCCCCUGGAAAUGCGGCCAAGUCUCUGCAAAGGGGAAGAGGAAGCAAUGAUGCAGAGUGGUGUCUUCAUGGAGAACACACGGGGACCACCCCCCACCAGGGCCACAUCCAGCUGCCAUGCAGACCCCACCUGCACCCCCUGCCCUGGGACCCCUGUGGCAGCUGGAUCCGGGCCCCCUGUCCCAGCCCUCUUUGAGGGCCGUAUCCUGCCUGCCCGUAGCCCCCCACCCCGUUCCAAGCCCCCUUGUGUGGGACUGGGCAAUCAGGCAGGUGGAGGGGGCCAUGUAAUGAGCUGGGGGGGCUGCAGGGCACUCAUUUAUUAAACAUCACAUGCUUGAAUUUGACCCUAAGGAACAGGGAUCAUGCCUGGGCCAGUGCUGUCUCCCGGGCAGCCUGGAUGCCUGGGUUCUCCCCAGACUCGACCAUGGCAGCAGGGCCUAGCGGGGUUAUCUGGAGAGGCUCGGAGGCCCGGAUGCCUGGGUUCCCUCCCGGCUCCAGGACAGUAGUGGGGAGCCUGGACACCUGGGUUCUUUCCCAGUAUUGGGCAUUGGGAGCAGCAGGGGCUGGAAGCCCGAUGCCUGGGUUCUCUUCCUGCUCUGGGUGGGUGGUGGAGCCCUGUAGGUUAUAUUGGGGGGGUUUCCAAAGCCUGGACAUCUGGAUUCCCUUGUGGCCCCGAGUGGGGUGAGGGGGUGGACACCUGGAUCCCCUUGUGUGGCUCUGGGGGUGCCUGGACACCUGCUCACAUACAGGAAGGGACACAGGUGUCUAAUAUAAAAUGAAUGCAGCUGGGCAUGGGAUGGGUAGGACACAGCUCCCCAGUGCAGCUGGUUCUGGGGUGGAGCUGGCAGCCAAGUAUAAAAUGAAUGCAGCUGGCUUGGGUAGGUGUCACAGGCCCCUGAUUGCAGCUGGCUCUGGGAAUGGGUAUAACAGUUUCCUGAUGCAGCUGGCUCUGGGGUGGAGCCAGUGGCCUGGUACAACAAGGAUGCCACUGGUUGUGGAGUAGGUCUAAGGAAGGGGUGGGCAAAAUACAGCCCACAGGCCAGAUGUGACCUGCCAGGCCAUUCUAUCCAGCCUGCGAGGCUCCUAAAAAAUUGAGAAAAUUAAUAUUUAUCUGCCCCCGGCUGCCUGGUAUGCAGCCCUUGAUGGGUCUGCCCCAAAUAAUUUCAUGCCCCUGGUCUAAGGGGUCCCUGCUGCAGUUGGCAAUGGGGUGAGCAGGGGGCAUAAGGGGCUCACAUGGUGCUGGAGGCGAGGUUGGUGCCCUCAUGCUCAAGCUUCCCCUGCAGAGCCAGCCCGGGCUUCUUGCGGUUGGCGCUGAGCAGUGGUGUUAGGGUGUAAAUCUUGCAGAAGGUCGAGCUCGGGGCCACCUGGUCCCAGGGGAGAGGUGGGGAGGGGGACUGAGACUCUCCCCUACCUCCCCCCCAGCCUAAGAUUUAGGAGGGGCCUCCAGGACGGCAGUGGGAGAGAUUCCAGACCUGUGGGGACACAGCUUUGGGGGCGGGGCUUGAUGAUGGGGGCGGGGCCUCCCCGGGCGUCACAGAGGGAACUCCGCUGUUUACCUUCAAACUGCAGUGGCAGGAGAUGGAGUUCGUGACCGGGUACCGGGCCGAGGUGCUGGAUCUGGCCGAGCUGCUCCUGGGCUGGCACCGGCGGCUGCUGGGAGGGGGUCCCCCGCGCCCCCCCCGCCGCCUGCCCCCCGACCCGGCGCGCUGGGUGCUGCAGCUGCUGCCCAAUCCCCGCCUGGCCUUGGCCCUGGCCUUGGCUCCGGGGGGGCCGGGGGGGGGCGCCCCCCGGGGUCGCCUAUGCGGAGAGGAGCCGCUGCAGCUGCGGGACCUGCUCCCGGGGCUCGGGUUCCUUCGCCUCGACGGGCCCGACGCCCGGCCCGGGCCAGGCCAGGUGCUGCUGCACGUUGAGCGCCUCUUGCUGGUGACGGACGAGCGCGGCGCCCUCCUUGGCCUCGACUUCCAGCUGGCGGCGACCGGGGCCGGGAUCGAGGCCCCCGCUCUGGGCGAGCGGGCGCUGCGGCUCGUGGCCCACACCAUGGCCGGGCCCCUGGGCGGAGGGGAGCCGCGGCGGCCCCGGGCCCUGGCGGUCACCGACGCGGAGCUGUACCGGGCGCUGGAGCCACUGCUGCAGCCCCGCCUGGGGGUGAAGCUGGCGCCUGGGCCGCUGCGGGGCUGGGGGCCAGCCCCGGGCCUGGCCCUGCCUCCCACCCGCGUCCGCGCCUGCCACGCGUGUCGCCGCCACGGCUUCGCCCCACGCCUGGCGGCCUGCCCGCAGUGCCGCGCCGUGCUCUACUGCUCCGAGCGCUGCCGCCAGCGGGACGCGGGGCACCGGGCCUGGUGCCAGCGCCUCGGGCGGUUCGUGGCCCGCGCCCGGGAGCUCGCGGACCUGCCCUUCACCUUCGCCGCCGAGACCACCAGCGACACCUUCGACCGCGAGGCCUUCCUGGCAGGGCGGGGGCUCACAGUGGGGCUCUGGACUCUCGAGAGCCUCCUUGUCCGGGCUCCCGACUACGGCGUGGGGCUGGGGGGGGACCACGAGCGCGAGCCGAGCCCCCCCCACAGCGGAAACCCCUUGGAGGGGCUGGCGCCCGAGGGAGGCCCCCCACUCCCCAUCGCCCCCACGCAGCCCCCCCCACCCCGGACCUACUUCAGCUCGUGGGCGGGGUACUACGGCUGGCGCGGGUUGGGCCCGGGCUGCCCCGCGGCCGCGCUGCUCUCCUACCCGCUCAGUGCCUACUACGUGCUCACGCAGCUCGUCCCGCGCCACUUCCCGGAGCUGAACAUCCUGAACAAGCGGUCGCUGAAGAUCCACGUGCUGGAGGCCGGGAAGGAGCUGGGGAGCUGUCGCUGCUGCUGCCGGACGUGUCCCUGGAGCUGCUGCUGUCGGGGCAGGCGCUGCCCCCCGCCGCGCAUGGCCGCCUGCUGCUGCCCCCGGAGGCAGAGGGGGGGCGGCCGCGGGGCGUGGGGGGCCGGGGGGGGCUGCAGCUGCGCAUCUGCGCCCGCCCCUCCCCCCUGCUGCAGGGGCCCAAGCCCGAUCUCGUGCUCGGGUUUAACCCCGGCUUCGCCCUCAAGGACACCUGGCUCAGCCUCCUGCCCCGCCUGCAGGCGCUGCGGGUCCCGGCUUACUUCACUGAGUGCAGCGAGUACAGCUGCGCCGUGGACCAGGCCACGGUGGCAGCGGCCACGGGGGGCAGUGCCAGCCCCCCCCAGCUUAACCCCUUCCGCUCCCCGCUGCGCCGGCCUGGCCUGGACAACACCCUGCCCUGGUACCCCAAUGCCUUCAUUUUCCACCUGCUGUACAAGGGGGGGGCAGGUGGAGGGCGUCCGGGUGCUCCCCCUGCCCCCAGCCCCCCCCCUGCAGCCUCCUGUGGCUCUGAACCUGCCGCAGGCCGGAGCUGGCGCAAGGACAAGAGGCAGCCGCGAGGGGGCAAGCGCCGGAGAUAACCACGGGGUGGGGGAGGGUGUCAGGGUAUUGCGGGGGGCACGGAUGGGUCAGGGGCAAUAAAGACACUGUGGAGCAGAAACCAACUGUAGUCGGAGCCUGGCCCCGGGGGGCUGCGGGUCAGGAGUGAGGGGCAUCGGCAGGGCUGGGGCUGGGGCUGCGGGUCCGGAGUGAGAGGUCUUCCCUGGCCAGAGCAGUGGGGUCCUUAACCAGCUGGACCCCUGCAAAGGCUCAUGGGAGAAUGCCCCCCCUCCCCCCUUUGGUCCCGCCUCUCCCGGAUGGUGCCAGCAUUGAGGCCCCUUCAUCCCUUGAGGUUGGAGACUGCAGAGGUGCAGGGGGGCAGGACUGGGGAGCCCCCACCGUGUUCCUGCUGAAGCCACAUGGUGGAUCCAGGUCCGGGGCGGGGGUCUGGGAAUAGAAAUUAUCCCCUUGCCUCCUGCAGUGUCCCAGUUCAGCUUCCCCCCACAACCCGGAUCAGGGCCCCCAGCAGCUCCACCCCGCCCCAAAUAACUCUCGGGGGCUCAGACAUGUGAAACUUUGCAUGCAUUUGGGGUAUCGGGCUGCGGGUUGGGAUUGAGGGGCACCGGGGGGGACGGGGUUAGGUCGGAAGUGAGGGGCACCAGUGGGGAUGCGGGGGCAGAUUUCUCGUGGGUGACAAGAUCGCAUGGGGCUGGGGCAGGUGAGGGUUGUAUAGUGGGUGGUCUCGCAUGGGCGGGGGCAGAGUCCAAGGCCGGUUGCAGUCACGACGGGAUGGGGGUUGCCAGGGUGCCCCACCAUUAACUCCUUUGCCCCCUUGGCGGUGCCCCUCACUCCUGGCCCGCAGACACGCGUGUCUCGGGGUUAAUUCCUUUAUUGGUAGCUCCGUGGGUCACACGCACACGCGGGGGGCGGGGGGGGCGGGCAUGUCUGGGCCUUGCGGGGGUGGGGAGAGGAGGGGAGGGGGCUGCGAUGACCGCCCACCCGGGUUUGUGGGUGGAGAGCGGCAGAAUCCCCGCCCUUACACGAGGCCCCGGGGCUGCAGGUCGGGAGUGAGGGGCACCAGCAGCCCUGGGAGUGUGAGGGGGGAAUAAAAGGGUCCCCUGACCACGUGCCCCCUGUCCCCAGGCUCGUACUACGGCUGGCGCGGGUUGGGCCCGGGCUGCCCCGCGGCCGCGCUGCUCUCCUACCCGCUCAGUGCCUACUACGUGCUCACGCAGCU